Erinaceus europaeus (western European hedgehog) is the source of this 1286-nucleotide messenger RNA. It is a transcript of the gene LBX2, whose product is annotated as ladybird homeobox 2. Lineage: Eukaryota; Metazoa; Chordata; Mammalia; Eulipotyphla; Erinaceidae. The transcript has 2 exons. The coding region runs from base 87 to 632 and encodes 181 amino acids. The record is from RefSeq and is a predicted model, not a curated record. Gene Ontology annotation, molecular function: DNA binding.
GGGUCGGAGGCGGGGGCCCAGAGGGGGACCGACGCGCUGGGACCCAGGCAGCUACUCGGCCGAGCGCAGCGGGUGGCGGGCUGGCCAUGAACUCGGGACCCGGGCCUCGGACACCCCGCACGCCCUUCAGCAUCGCAGACAUCCUGGGUCCGCGCGCUGCCCCGACAGGGCAGCCCCCGGAGCGGGGCCCCGCGUCGCCGCUGUGCGCGCUGGAGGAGCUGACCAGCGUGACUCUGGGCAGACUGGACGGGCGCCGGCCGCGGCCCUCCGAAGGCACAGCGCUGGGAGGUGCCGCGGGCUCGGGACCCAGGCCCGCGGGUCGCAGACCGCGCAAGUCCCGCACUGCGUUCACGGCGCAGCAGGUGCGGGAGCUGGAGCGGCGCUUUGGCUCGCAGAAGUACCUGGCCCCGGCGGAGCGUGACCGGCUGGCUGCGCGGCUGGGCCUGGGCAGCGAGCAGGUCGUCACGUGGUUCCAGAACCGCCGAGCUAAGCUCCGACGGGACCUGCAGGAGCUGCGCGCAGACCUGGCCUCGCUUUGCGUGCUCGGCCCCCAGGCUUCCGCUGGCCCCGCGCCGCCCACCCCCAGGCCCGCAGCCCACGCCGAAGAGGAGGAGGUGCAGGUGGACGGCUGACCCCGGGGUGGCGGCCUCUCGCCUCCACUCUCCUCCAAGCUCGGGGUGGAGGGAAAGGUCCCACUUGGAUAUCCUCCCAGCCCGCAAUGCAAAUGCCCCCCGCCCUUGCAAUUGUUGAGAAUAAAAUCCUAGACUCCACCGCGGACGCCUCAGUUCCCAGAUAGAAACCUGUUCGUUAUUGCGAAGAUGCCACACUGGGCAUGCACCAAGCGCUUUAAACGGGUGGGUUUUCAACGUUGUUUUUUUCCCUUUUCAAACUCAGCAACUUUGCAAUGUGAACAGUGUAAUUAUGCCCGUCGUAGGUCAGGAUUUGGUGGGAGUAGGAGACAACUUAAUGGUUAUGUGAAAAGACUUUCAUGCCUGGAGCUCUGAGGUUCCAAAUCCAGUCCCCUGCACCACCAUAAACCAGAGCUGAGCGGUGCUCUGGAAAAUAAAUAAAAAUAAAAUUUGGACACGAGUCCAGGGAUCCAGUGGGAUCUGUAGCACUGGUGUUUGUCAGCUUUUUGCUCAGGGACUAGGAGAUGAGGGACUGGGACUCUGUUGUUAGCUUCAGUUGACCCCUUCCCACUGGUGGCCUUUUUUUUUUUUUUUUGGUAUUUUUUUCUUUUUAUUUAUAAAAAGGAAACACUGACAAAAACCAUAGGAUAAGAGGGG